This is a messenger RNA of Artibeus jamaicensis (Jamaican fruit-eating bat), 3054 nucleotides long. RefSeq names its product apical junction component 1 homolog (gene AJM1). Gene Ontology annotation, cellular component: plasma membrane; apical junction complex. Gene Ontology annotation, biological process: cell-cell junction organization. The coding region runs from base 1 to 2919 and encodes 972 amino acids. The transcript has a single exon. The record is from RefSeq and is a predicted model, not a curated record. Lineage: Eukaryota; Metazoa; Chordata; Mammalia; Chiroptera; Phyllostomidae.
AUGACCCGCACGGACCCGCCAGACUUGUUGGUGUCGACCGUGUAUCAGGACAUCAAGGUGGCGACCCCGGGGCCCGCGUCCAGGCGCCCGCCAUGUGAGCGCUCCAUGGCCCGGCCUGCUGCUCCCGCACCUUUCAACAAGCGCCACUGCCGCAGCUUCGACUUCCUGGAGGCGCUGGACGGGGCAGCCAUGGAGACCUUCCCUGAGCCACCGCCCCCGGAGCACCCUCCGCCACGCGCCCGGCCCCGCGACAGCGAACCCCGGCGCCGCGCCCGCUCCAAGAGCGCGCCCCGCGCUCCCCCAGGCCUGGCUCCAGCCUCGCCUCCGGUGCAGCCGCGCCGAGGCCGGGAGGUCCAAAGGGCGGCGCGGGCGGAGGGAUCCCCACGCCGGGAUCCCACAUACCCUGCGAUGCGCGCGCUCGCCAAUGAGCUGCACCCCAUCAAGCUGCAGCCGCAGCGCGGCGGGCCAGGCCGCAUCGCUCCCCUGUGCGCCACCGCCGGCCGCUGCGCACCACCGGAGCCGCCUUCCGGGCCUGCCCCCCACGUCCGCUGCCGCCUGGACAUCAAGCCUGACGACGCGGUGCUGCAACACGCCGCCCGGAGCUCGCGGCCCUGCGGGCCCAUGGAGACCACACCCUGGGUCCGUGCCGCUCCACAACUCCACGGUCUCACGGUGCCCGGGCCUCGCCAUGUGGGACUGUCGCGCACCCCCACCCCCAGUGACUUGUACUGCACGGAUACUCGGGCGCUGUACUGCGACGGGCCCUUUCCGGGGCCCCGAGACUAUGUGGAGCGCCGAAGUCUGCCUUUCACCACCCCACCAGGCCCCACCCAAUUCUUCUACACAGAGGAGGCCGAGGGUCACCCGGGCGGCUUAACAGCCAGCCCAGGCCCUGCCUUUGACAGCUAUUUCCCCAGGCCCUUGCAUCCCGAGGAGCCCCGGGGGCCCAGUCCACGGCGUGGGGGAGGCUACUAUGCAGGGGACGUGCGCACUUUUCCGGUCCACCAACCGCCCUCCCGUUCCUACUACGGGGAGGGCCCCCGAGCCUAUGGCCCACCCUGGGGACCCCACUAUUCCCCGGAGGAGGCCCAGGCCCACCCCACCAUCCGACCAUUUUACACAGAGGACUUUGGGCGGUACCGAGAUCGAGACGCCCUGGCGAGGACUUACCCACACCCCCGUAGCAGCCUGGCCUGGGGCGACUGGGGCAUGAGGCCUUACGGAACUCUGCAGGUGGCACCUCCUCCGGACCCUGGCCCGUUGCUCGCUUCCUGGCAUGGUGGCACCGGCACCAGCCCGCCACGGCUGGCCACCGACAGUCGCCACUACUCACGUUCCUGGGACAACAUCCUGGCGCCCGCACCGCGCCGCGAGGACCCCCUGGGCCGCGGCCGCAGCUACGAAAACCUGCUGGGAAGAGCGGAGGUGCGGGAACCACUGGGCACGUACCCUGAAGGCCGGCGCCCGCCAGUCGUCGUGAACCUGUCCACCUCGCCCAGACGCUACGCAGCGCUGUCGCUGUCCGAGACGUCGCUGUCCGAGAAGGGCCGGUCGGGGGAGGGCCUGGGCCGCAACUGGUACGUCACACCCGAGAUCACCAUCACGGACAACGACCUGCGUGCCUCUGAGGGCCCGACCGCCAGGGGCUGGGAGCUUCCCCGGAACCGCCCGCGGCCUCCUGCGCCUGCCGCCCCUGACGGCCCCACUCCUGGCCGCCAGCGCAGCCUCGAGCAGCUGGAUGAGCUCAUCACUGACCUGGUGAUCGACUCGCGGCCGACGGCCGGUCAGGGACCAGAGCCUGUGGCCGAUGGCCUGGGCCGCCAGCUUCGCCGCCUGCUCAACUCGCGGCCCGCGGGCCCCGAGGCCCCCGCGCUGGCGCCGCGCUCACCACCGGCAUCUGCCGGCAGCGUCGAGGACGCUGCGGGCCCGGGACAGACGGCUGACGCGUCGCCGGACCCCAGCGCGGACGAAGACGACCUCAUGACGUGCUCCAACGCGCGCUGCCGGCGCACGGAGACCAUGUUCAAUGCCUGCCUCUACUUCAAGUCCUGCCACAGCUGCUACACCUACUACUGCUCGCGCCUGUGCCGCCGCGAGGACUGGGACGCGCACAAGGCACGCUGCGUGUACGGCCGCGUGGGCAGCGUGUGCCGCCACGUGCUACAGUUCUGCCGCGACAGUGGCCCGGUGCACCGCGCCUUCUCACGCAUCGCACGUGUAGGCUUCUUGUCGCGCGGCCGCGGCGUGCUCUUCUUGGGUUUCCCGAGUCCUGGCUCCGCGGAAAACUUUCUGCGCUUCGGGCUCGAGGGGCUGCUGCUGUCACCCACCUACCUGUCCCUGCGCGAGCUGGCCACGCACGCGGCACCCCUGGGCAGCUACGCGCGUGAGUUGGCAGCUGCAGGGCGUCUCUACGAGCCGGCCGAGUGCUUCCUGCUCAGCGUGUCCGUGGCCGUAGGUCCCGGAGUUACACCUCCGGGCGCUCCCACCCGGCCCGCGCCGCGCAGCCCUGGGCCCACGGUGCGCAAGUUUGCCAAGGUGGCGCUUGCGGCCGGCAGCCCGGCGCGGCCUCCCCCGGCGCGGGGUCGCGAGCCCGAUAUGGAGACCUUGAUUCUGACGCCGCCACCGGGCACAGCGGGCCUGGACCAGGACGGAGAGGCAGGCCGGCGCGCGCGCGAGGUGGCCUUCAUCCACAUCCAGCGCGAGCUGAGACUGCGCGGCGUCUUCCUGCGCCACGAGUUCCCGCACGUCUACGAGCAGCUCUGUGAGUUCGUCGAGGCCAACCGGCGCUUCACGCCCACCACCAUCUACCCCACGGACCGGCGCACUGGCCGCCCCUUCAUGUGCAUGAUCAUGGCCGCCUCCGAGCCUAGAGCGUUGGACUGGGUGGCCAGCGCCAACCUGCUCGAUGACAUCAUGUGAGGCGUGGGGUUGCGCCUUGUCCCCACCGGAUCCACCUAGGGCCCGGCCCAGUUCACCCAGGGCCGCCCUCUGGCCCCGCCCAAGUUACUCAGGACCCGCCCACCCAGGGAAGCCCUGAGCCCCGCCCAGCCCACU